Messenger RNA from Closterium sp. NIES-67, 1469 nucleotides. Lineage: Eukaryota; Viridiplantae; Streptophyta; Zygnematophyceae; Desmidiales; Closteriaceae. The record is from the annotation of a GenBank genome assembly.
CCGCUUUGAUCAGCUGCUUCUUUCACCAGACACUACUUCGACACGUUUCUAGAAUCCGGUUUGCACCUCUCCUAUUCUUCUUCGCGUUACACGCCUACCGCUUCUUUCGUCCUCGGUAACACGCGAACAUGGCGUCGUCCAUCGACCAGCUGAAGAACAUUGAGAUCACCACCGGCGAGAUCAUUGCUGAAUACAUCUGGAUCGGCGGCUCAGGCAUUGAUAUCAGGAGCAAGGCUCGGACUCUCAAGGGACCCAUCGGCCCGAACGACGUGGCGAAGCUUCCCAAGUGGAACUUCGACGGCUCCAGCACCGGCCAGGCCCCCGGCGAUGACAGCGAGGUCAUUCUCUACCCGCAAGCGAUUUUCAAGGACCCGUUCCGCGGCGGCGACAACAUUCUGGUGGUGUGCGACUGCUACACUCCCCAGGGCCAGCCCAUCCCCACCAAUAAGCGCGCCGUCGCCGCCGCCAUCUUCGACAAAGUCAAGGAGCACGAGGCCUGGUUCGGUUUGGAGCAGGAGUACACGUUGAUGCAGAAGGACGUCAAGUGGCCGCUCGGGUGGCCCACGGGCGGGUACCCCGCGCCUCAGGGCCCGUACUACUGCGGCACGGGCGCGGACAAGGCAUGGGGGCGCGACAUCGUGGACGCGCACUACAAGGCGUGCCUGUACGCGGGGGUCAAGAUCAGCGGCAUCAACGCGGAAGUCAUGCCCGGCCAGUGGGAGUUCCAAGUGGGGCCGUGCACGGGCAUUGAGGCGGGCGACCACCUCUGGAUGGGGCGCUACCUGCUCGAGAGAGUGACGGAGAUGGCCGGUGUGGUUCUGACGCUCGACCCCAAGCCCAUUGAUGGCGACUGGAACGGAGCCGGGUGCCACACGAACUACAGCACCAAGGCGAUGCGCGAGGAGGGCGGGUACGAGGUGAUCCUCAAGGCCAUCGAGAAGCUCGGCCUGCGCCACAAGGAGCACAUCGCCGCCUAUGGCGAGGGCAACGAGCGCCGGCUCACUGGCAAGCACGAGACGGCUGACGUCAACACCUUCUCAUGGGGUGUGGCGAACCGCGGGUGCUCGGUGCGAGUGGGGCGGGACACGGAGGCGCAGAAGAAGGGGUACUUUGAGGACCGCCGGCCAGCCAGCAACAUGGACCCCUACGUGGUCACCUCCAAGAUCGCUGACACCACCAUCCUCUGGGACCCCAAGGCUUGAUCCACUGGAACGCACUGUUUAUCCCAUGGAAGAUGCCCUUCCAGGGGGAGGUUCUAGAGAGAAGGCUUGCAGCCUCAGUGUAGGAAUGGUUCUGCCCUGCAGUCCAUGAUAGAGUGGCACCCCAGGAAGGGUACUUGCAAUCUCCAAAUUAGAAAACGUCUGCCUCAGAAUAGGAUGUAUACGCCUGGCUUGUUAUGUUAUUCCUCCCCUAGUAGUGAUUUGAGAUUGUGCCGACAAAAAUCUCCCAACUCUUUGCUAAAAAAAACC